AUGAACUUCCUAUUUGGCUCGCGACGGGCCCAACCGGCCACUGUGCCCUCAGACAAGAUAGUCCCCCUUCGUUCCUGGGAUACAGCCCUGUCCAUGCGUGGAACAGUCCUAGAUACUGCACUAAUUUUCCAUGAUGUCCUGGAUAUUUUCAGGCUUCACACUGCUUUGGACCAGCUGUUUUCCAUGGGGAAUUGGAGCCAGCUAGGAGCUCGGCUACGCCUGAAUGGCAACAACGGUUUAGAGUACCACAUCCCGCAAUGCUAUGACGAUAUCCGACCAGCCUUUAUCUUUACCAAUGUCAAACAUGAGCUGCCCCUCCACUCUCAUCCAUUGACAUCACAACUUCCCGAGGCUUCAGAUAAGGCUAAGCUCUUUGCCUCCCCAGAAGAUUUCACUCCGAUUUUGCGAAGCAAGGCUACUCCCCGAAAGUUAGAUGAAUGGAUUUAUUCCGAUAAUCCGCAGCUUUUUAUCCACGCUGUGGGUUUUGAUGAUGCGACCAUCCUGACUGUCACAUUCCCACACACUCUGGCUGAUGUCAUGGGAAUUGGAAUCUUCAUGAGUGCGUGGGCCGCCGUGGUUCGGGGCGAUUUGGGUGCUGUGCCGACUCUGGAGAGCUUUGAAUCAAAUCCUCUGACAGAGCUUGGUCAGCGAACACCAGCAGAGAAAUACGUAUACUUCGACCGGGUGCUCAACAAAGGCCAAUUGAUUAUGUUUGUUGCUCGGCGCAUGACCGAUUCGCUUUGGUAUCGCCAGGAGGAAAGACGCACAAUUUUCCUCCCGGCCAGGUGCGUCAAGAAGAUGCGUGAAAAGGCCGUUGAGGAGCUUGCAAGGUCCAGUGGCCAUGCUUGUGCGGAUGCAAAGCCUUUUGUCAGCGAGAGCGAUAUCAUACUGGCGUGGUGGACACGCACACUCUAUAUUGCACUCGGUCUGCUACCAAGCCAACGGAUUCUACUCAACAACGCGUUCAACCUGCGUACAUCGUUGCAUGAUUCUUUUGCGUCUCCUGAAAACGCUUACUUGGGAAAUUGUGUAUGUAUGUCACCUACUUUUCUGCAGGGACGCCACCUCCAAGAUGAACCAUUGAGCAAAAUCGCCUGGAGAAUCCGACAGUCAGUAUCCCUGCAGCAGACGGCCGAACAGGUUGAGGCUGUUACGGCUCUAUUGAAACAAACCAUGGAAAAUUCAGGCUACCUUGCAUUGAUCGGUGAGCCGGGUAUGCUGCUUCUCUCUUCUUCGAAUUGGCAUAAGGCCGGAAUGUACGGUUUAGACUUUUCUUCGGCGGUGACUACACCUGGAAAAGACCUACACAGCCGGAUAAACGAUCUUGGAAAGCCAUCGCAUGUCAAUGGAGUUCUACAUUCGGAUCUAUCCUUCAGGAACACUUUCGCUGUUACGGGAAGGGAUGCUGGUGGUAACUGGUGGCUCAAUGGCGUGUUGCGGACUGAUGCAUGGGCGAAGGUAAAAGGUGAGCUUGAGAAAAUAGACGAUUGA
This is a messenger RNA of Penicillium robsamsonii, 1491 nucleotides long. RefSeq lists its product as uncharacterized. Bases 1 to 1491 code for a protein of 496 amino acids. The record is from RefSeq and is a predicted model, not a curated record. NCBI's taxonomy places the organism in Eukaryota, Fungi, Ascomycota, Eurotiomycetes, Eurotiales, Aspergillaceae. The transcript has 2 exons.